Molecule: messenger RNA, 1572 nt
Organism: Aspergillus puulaauensis
Lineage: Eukaryota; Fungi; Ascomycota; Eurotiomycetes; Eurotiales; Aspergillaceae
Product: lanthionine synthetase C family protein
Exons: 4
Coding region: 1-1572 (523 amino acids)
Biological process (GO): carbohydrate metabolic process; peptide modification
Cellular component (GO): plasma membrane
Source: RefSeq, a predicted model, not a curated record
AUGUCGGACCGUCCGCAGUUCUACCCCAACACGCUUGAACUGCCCCAAAUCAAUCAACCAACGCUCCACCAAGCGCUCACUGACCUUAGUACUGCGGUCCACAAUGGCGUCAAAAUCAUCGAAACGGGAGAUCCUGCUCGUGGGCAGUACGACGGGAGAGGUAUAUUCUCGGGGGACCUAGGCAUCGCCCUGACAUAUCUCCGUCUAGCCCACCAAGCGCCAUCGCUAGGAGAACGUGGAGAGUCCAUCCCGAAUUUCUACGCUCUAUCCGUAGCCCGGAUCCCAGAGCACGGUCCAGAUCUCCCGCUCCAGGUAGGUGGGCUCUCGCCUCUACCUUCGAAAUCGCCAAUUGCCGCAGUUGCAGUGAGGAUCCUGCAUAAGUCUGCCACGGAUAUCGCGGGGACUAUUUCCGACGCUGAUAUCGCGUGUCUCGGAGACGCUGUUAAACUGGCCCUCAGCCAUGGUGCUACCAGCUUCUAUCACGGACAUGACCUCGGUGCCGACGAAGUGCUGUUUGGUCGGACUGGGCUGCUUUGGGUGCUCUUGAAUAUUAGAGCCAAGGCCGACACUUUUCCGUCUGCGCAGCGAGAACUGUUACGUCCGGUAUUGGACGACAACAUCCCUGACCUCCUGCGUCGCAUCGUUGAUUCUGGCCGAGAGGGAUCGGCUCAUUAUGUUAAGAAGCAUGGAGAAAAGGAUCCCCUUCCAUUGAUGUGGCCGUGGAUGCCGGGGCAUUAUGGGAUCGGAUGGGCGCACGGAUUGACCGGGAUCAUCCCCGUCCUCCUCGCCAGCCACCCAGAGGAGGUAAAGCCGUACCUCAGCGAAAUAGGACGCACAAUCACAGCCCUCUGUAACAUCUGCAUCGAGAACGACGGACACCUCCCAACAACAAUCCCCCCGCGCCACUCAAACUCCUGCCGCGACGCCCCCCUCGUUCAGAUCUGCCACGGCGCACCCGCAAUCCUCGGCCUGCUCGGCUCGUCUAUGAAGAACACCGAUCUCCUCCUCAACCACUGGACACCGGCGUGGGAAACCGCCGCGCGCCUCGCGACCGAGCGCGUCUGGGACGAGGGUCUCCUCUCCAAGGGCGGGAGUCUAUGUCACGGUAUCACAGGAAAUGCAUGGCCAUUGCUGAUGCUGCAUGAUGUGUUCGAGUAUAGCCGUGACACACUGAGCAGGGCGCGUGAGAAUUACCACUCCCGACAAGAACAGGGACAGGGAGCAAAAGAGAUCCCGGAGAUAUUAAGUGGUGACUUCUUCCUCGCAAGAGCGCUCGCAAUGAUCCUGCACGCGCGCGAAACACAGCCCUACAACCAUGCCAAGUCGCCAAAGACCGCAUCGAACGACUACCGCAUGCCGGACCACCCGUACUCGCUCUUCGAGGGAUUAGCAGGGAUGCUAUGCGCGUGGGCCGAAACAGUUGCUGUGCUUCGGGCGCGGCUGCGCAAGAUGGAACUUAGCGAAACUGAGGGGGAGGGGGGUCUUGCCCAGGAUGAGGCUUUUGAGAAAUGCACCGAGCAGCAACUAGGCUUCCCGUGUCUUGGUGGGAAUGGGGCUGUUGGGGUGCUUUAA